AAAAAAAAAAAAAAAAAGAGAGCCAUGCAAGGAAAAGAGCGUCCCAUACCACUUCAACUUGGGAAUACACCCGCAAAGAAAGUAGACACGUCGUAUACAUGGCUGACCAUGUAUUUCCUACUCAAUCUCUCACUCACCAUCUAUAACAAGGCGAUCCUCAGCACAUUCCACUUCAGUUUUCCAUGGACAUUAACGGGGAUCCAUACACUAUGCUCAGGCAUCGGAGCGUUGAUCAUGGCUCGUCUAGGAUAUUUUACACCUGCACAACUCGGAGAGCGUGAAAACAUGGUCAUGCUCAUGUUUUCAUUCUUAUACACCCUCAAUAUCGCCAUCAGCAACGUCUCUUUGAACGAGGUGUCAGUUGCGUUUCAUCAAGUUGUACGUGCGAUGACGCCAGUCUUUACGAUCGCCAUCUCAGUAGCAUUCCUUUCAAAACGGUAUAGUGGCAUGACAUAUCUUUCACUACUACCUCUACUCUUGGGGGUUUAUAUGGCGACUGUGGGCGAUUAUUCUUUUACGGCAAUGGGCUUCUUCUUAACCGUCUUGGGAACUGUAUUGGCGGCGACCAAGACUGUGGUGACGAACCGGGUCCAGGUUGGGAGACUACAGCUUCACCCAUUGGAUCUGUUGUUGAGGAUGAGCCCCCUGGCAUUUGUGCAGACUGUCAUCUUUUCAUGGAUGAAGGGCGAACUGGAUGAGGUGGUGUCGUUCUGUCAGACGCAGAUGAGUUAUAAGCUGAUCUUGGCAUUGUUGGUAAACGGGAUCAUUGCUUUCUUCCUUAACUAUGUUUCAUUCACGGCCAACAAGAAGACCAGUGCCUUGACUAUGACUGUUGCAGCCAAUGUCAAACAAGUGCUGUCAAUUGUAGUCGCAGUCACAGUAUUCAAUACGACGAUUGGACUCCUGAAUGGUCUGGGCAUUAUCAUGACCUUAGUAGGAGGUGCGUGCUAUAGCUAUGUGGAUCUGAAAGAGAAGAAUCAGCGAGCAAGGCCUUUGACUCCAGCAUUCCCCCUCCCCUCACCUACAACAACUGCCACAGAAUCUGAAAAGGAAGAGUUGCUCAAUGUCAGGGUAGUAAGCUAA
Molecule: messenger RNA, 1083 nt
Organism: Lobosporangium transversale
Lineage: Eukaryota; Fungi; Mortierellomycota; Mortierellomycetes; Mortierellales; Mortierellaceae
Product: triose-phosphate transporter family-domain-containing protein
Exons: 3
Coding region: 25-1083 (352 amino acids)
Cellular component (GO): Golgi apparatus
Molecular function (GO): antiporter activity
Source: RefSeq, a predicted model, not a curated record